AUGUCUCGCGCCUCGAUCGGCGACUAUGUGGUCACGCGCAAACUCGGCAGUGGCUCGUUUGCCGUCGUGUACAAGGGGUACCACCGCACGAGCAAACGGCCCGUGGCGAUCAAAGCGCUGUCGCUCUACAAGUUGAACGGCAAACUGUUGGCGAAUCUCGAGAUGGAAGUCGCCAUCAUGCGGCAGAUCGACCACCCGAACGUCGUGAAGCUCUACGAGAUUCAAAAGACGGACAAACACAUGUACCUCGUGCUCGAGUACUGCGCGGGCGGCGACUUGCAGCAGUACAUGCGGCGCCACCAGCAGCCCACGAGGCAACCGACGAGGCAACGAGCCGACGAGUUGCAGUCGGCGAGCAGCAGUUUGUGUCUGCCGGAAGCUGUCGCGCGCCACUUUCUGCGGGAGUUGGCGACGGGUAUGCAGUGUCUCUGGCACCACAACCUCAUCCAUCGGGACCUCAAGCCACAGAAUCUGCUGCUGGUCGAAGAUUCGCCCACGUCGGCGCUCAAAAUUGCGGACUUUGGGUUCGCGCGGCACUUGGCGACAGCGUCGAUGGCCGAGACGCUGUGUGGCUCGCCGCUGUACAUGGCUCCUGAGAUCUUAAAGUUUCAAAAGUACGACGCAAAAGCCGAUCUGUGGUCGGUGGGGACUAUUCUGUUUGAGAUGGUGGCGGGGCGUCCGCCUUUUGGUGGUGCUAAUCACGUGCAGUUGCUGGCGAAUAUUGAGCGUCAGCCGCUGCGCUUUCCUCCGACACUACAGCUCUCGAGGGGUUGUCGGCAUUUGCUGGUGGCGUUGCUCCAGCGCAAGCCAGCGCUUCGUCUUGGAUUUGCCGAGUUCUUUGCCGAUCCGUUCGUGGAUUUGCAAUCAUUGACUGUGGAGCUGGACACGGCUGAAGUGAUGCGCCGCUCAUCGAAUCUUUCGUUGAACACAAGUAUCCGGGAAGAAAAGGAAAGCGAAGAGGACAAGCUUUUGGGACGCUGGGGCAUUUCGACUGCCAGUGGAGGUGGCCGGGAUACAGCGCAUGAAGGGUAUGCAGCCACGUCGCCGGCGUCUUGUCGAAAAUCCAAUGGUAUUGACGUGCGCGAAGUGCCAGCAUCGAACGAAGUGAGCUCGAGCUCGCGCUUUGCAUGCACAGCGCCACCAGCAAUGACGCGUCAGUCACGCAGCGGAAAUCUCGAAGUGAUGGAGACUGCUUUUGCUCGAGCCAGUUCUGGAUCAAAGACUCUACGUCGGUCGUCUUCGUCACGGCUAGCGCGAAGCCGUCGUGCCUCGUCUAGUGGCAAUGGGUGUGUAGCAGACACGAGUCCCAAGCUGAGUCCGCAAAUGAGUCCGCACAUCUUGCCCAGUCCUAGUCCACGAAUCAAUCCAUUCAAGCAGUUAUCAGAGUCACCUCCGGGCGUAGCAGCAGUCCCGUAUCAGCAUCGUUCGCCGUCCGGGUCGUAUCGAGCGGACGCUUCCUUCGCUACCUGUCCGAUCGGCAGCGCUGCGAUCGUGGCUACAAAGCAGAAGAGCGUUGGCGGCGGGGGCGGGCAUACUCUGGAUAGCAGCGGCGAAUACGUUUUGGUGGACGGAUUGACAGAUAAAUUUGCACCAAGUGGGCAGAGCUCUCAUCCGUACAUACAUCGCACAAGCACAGGAAAGGCAACGAACGCGGUACCUGUCACGAUCGAUUUGGCAGCGACAUCGUUACCCACGGCUGAGCCUUGCAACGGUCAUGCCGGGUCUUUGUCCCGCGAAUGCAGUCAGCAGCUGUUUGAUGUUGUGGUACUGCGUGUUCAAGCAAUCGCUUCGAUUGCCGACCAGCUUUGGGCAUUGAGUGCCGCUAGUGGUACAUCAUCUGGAUCAGCAGACGAAUGCAUUGGCGAAUUGACGGGAGAAGACUGGUCACCGCAACGUACGAUAUGUAAAAGCAAGUCGCUGUCAACAUCACGCGAAAGAGGGGCCAGCGACGGUGACUUUUCGUCCAAUUUUGCGAUGAGCUUGUCGCUGAGCUCAUCGCUUGGAGGGAACAAUUUACUUGUGGAUGACGAAAAUGGAGAUGACGACGAGGAUGAGGACGAAAGGCGGAAUAACGAACGUCACUAUAUUUGCGCCGCCGAAGCACUUGCGUUGUAUGUCACAUGCCUUCGUCUCCUACAGCACGUUGCGCUGUACUUACGCCAAGAUCCUGCAUCUUAUGUCUCUCGAGGUUCGGUGGCGUCCUCUGAGUCGCGCGGGACGUUAUUACAGCGGAACGGAACGAGCCUAAAAGCAUCCAUGGCUUUUUUGUCCGAUCGACUUACUCAUUACUUAGGUCGUGUCGAGCAGUGCAAAGCCCUGAUGAAGAGUGCUGCUAUCUCACGAGCCCCUCUUCGUGCUGCGACAUCGCAGGUAGAGAUGCUGUACACUCACGCAAUCCGAAUUGGGCGGCAGGGCGCUAUUCGCGAAGUUCUGGGCCACACUCGAGCUGCACAUGAUCAUUAUCUCCAGUCGCUUCUCCUGCUCGAGAGCUUGAUGAUGGAUACAUCGAGUGCAAGUGCCGGAGAGUUAGCCGUGGGUGACCAGAAGAACGUGAACGAUGUUUUGCGCGCACUCGAACUACGUUUGAAGAACGUUCGCACAACACUGGAGAAAGAUGAGGGCUCCAAUGCCGUAAGAAGCCACCAGCGGAGUUUGCAGCACCCGCCGUGGCCCCACUUCUAG
Hyaloperonospora brassicae is the source of this 2682-nucleotide messenger RNA. The record is from the annotation of a GenBank genome assembly. NCBI's taxonomy places the organism in Eukaryota, Oomycota, Peronosporomycetes, Peronosporales, Peronosporaceae.